AUGUCGCGAACAAAGAAAAACAAGCCAGGAGCCGCAGAGCGAGCCGCCAAGGCUGCUGCAACUGCAAUCGAGUCCGCUGCCACCCCCGUUGCGGAUGCCGCUCCUGCGGCUGCUACAGCCGCCAAGCCAGCUACUACUGCAAGCGAAGCUCAGGCCACGACCAGCUCGAAGCGAGGCAAGCUCAUUCGACCACGAGGCAAACGAGGAGGUAUCAAGAACCGCAAGGGUGGCGCGUCAGCCAAGUCAGCCCAAGUUCAACAGUCUGCCGUCAAGGAUGCGCGAAAGGCGAAAGGCAAUGCUGCUGCGGACAGCAAAGACUUUACCGACUCCAACGCUGCCCCUGUUCCCCCUGCCGAGCAUGCCGAGAAGAUCGCCAAGUUCCAUACUCUUCUCAAGCAGCUUGAGCAGGCUAAGACCGCUGCCGACAAGGACGAGAUCCAAGCCGGACUCGACUCUCUCGGCGGCCUCGCGCAGUACCAAGCGUGGUCCUUGACUGGAUCGGCCAAAGCCGGUCAGACGCCCACCAGCAAGUGGUGCAUGGAAGCUCUCGCUACCGUCUAUAAGCACGAUCGCGAUCUGCCCAAGUUCAGGGUGCUUGAUGUUGGCGCUAUCACCGGAACUGCCUAUGAAAAAUAUCGUUGGGUCGAUGCUACCUACAUCGAUUUGCAUCCGCAAGGUGACAAUGUUCAAAAGUACAGCUUCUUUGAAUUUCCUGUUCCCACCGACACAAAGCAACGUUUCAACAUGGUCGCUCUUAGCUUGGUCAUCAACUUUGUCGGCGACGUCAGGAAGAGAGGUGAAAUGCUUCGACACGUACACAAGUACCUUCCAGACAACCAAGACACUCCUGGAUUCUGCUUCCUCGUCCUACCCCUCAGCUGCCUCACCAACUCGAGGUACAUGAACCAAUCGCAUCUGCGAGCCAUUCUGAGUUCGCUCGGAUUCAAUGUGGUCAAGCAAUCCGACUCGAACAAACUUUCCAGGUGGCUGCUCCAGAGGAAGCCACUGAAAGAACGCCAAGAGGCGGCUGCAAACAACGGCAAUGCCGCAGCAGCAUCCGACGAGUGGGACGGCACAGUGUUCAAAAAGCGCGAUAUCAACCCAGGUAAAGACAGGAAUAACUUUGCCAUUGUUGUUGAUCCCAAACCCGAGCAGUAG
This is a messenger RNA of Mycosarcoma maydis (corn smut), 1158 nucleotides long. Its product is annotated as 25S rRNA (adenine2142-N1)-methyltransferase. Bases 1 to 1158 code for a protein of 385 amino acids. Lineage: Eukaryota; Fungi; Basidiomycota; Ustilaginomycetes; Ustilaginales. Gene Ontology annotation, cellular component: nucleolus. The record is from RefSeq and is a predicted model, not a curated record. Gene Ontology annotation, molecular function: rRNA (adenine) methyltransferase activity. The transcript has a single exon.